AUGGGCAAACUCCUACAGAAGAAGAAGAACCGGUCCGGCCUCUCCAAGGCCCGGGCCAAGAACAAUCGCCUCAAGAGCGGUAAUAAGAAGAUCAACGUUCUGGGCAACCAGAUCAUCGCUGAUAACUGGGACAGAAACCAGACUUUGACCCAGAACUACCAGCGCCUCGGCCUGUUGCACAAGCUCAACGCUCCGACCGGUGGUAAAGAGCGCCUCCCCAUCCAAGGAGAACUCGCCGAAAACUCUCUCCAAAUCACCGGCAGCGGCAACACCGCCCAGCAACUUGAGCUGGGAGAGACCCGAGUUGAGCGCGACCCCGAGACGGGCAAGAUUCUUCGUGUGAUCCGUGAUGAGGAGCAGAUCGAAGUUGCGGGACGCAAGCGCAAUGCCGCGAACCCGCUCAAUGACCCGCUGAACGGUCUGACCGACACCGAGGUCGAUAUCGGACCCGCCAAAGCGUCUGUGAUUGUUCAGCAGCUGGAGCGCCAGGCUGAUCGUGAGGGUCAGGCUGCCAAGAGCAAGAAGCCCCGCUAUCUGAGCCAGCGGGAGGUCGAGUGGAUUACGAGACUGGUUGAGAAGCACGGAGAUAACCUGACUGCGAUGGUUCGGGACCGCAAGCUCAACCCCAUGCAGCAGACUGAGGGUGAUCUGCGGAGGAGGAUUCACCAGUGGAAGCAGUCUCAGGAGUAG
Messenger RNA from Penicillium maclennaniae, 690 nucleotides. RefSeq names its product nucleolar protein 16. The coding region runs from base 1 to 690 and encodes 229 amino acids. NCBI's taxonomy places the organism in Eukaryota, Fungi, Ascomycota, Eurotiomycetes, Eurotiales, Aspergillaceae. The record is from RefSeq and is a predicted model, not a curated record. The transcript has 2 exons. Gene Ontology annotation, cellular component: nucleolus. Gene Ontology annotation, biological process: ribosomal large subunit biogenesis.